UGUAAAUGUUUAUUGCUGCUAUUCGUGCAAGUUUCAACAUUAUUAGGGGGACUUGCAACAACUUGUUUACAUGGUAACCUAAUGUAAUCAUUUUUGAACUUAUUUUGAAAGGAAAUGUUAAAUGGAGACAUGGACUAAAAUAAAAGAUUGAAACAUCAACUGCCUGCAGGUUAUAUACAGCUAAAAUACCUGCAGUUGCCUGCCAAUGGCGUCUAGGGACAAGGGAACUAACUCAUUAGCCAAGGGAACCAAUCCUUGAUCAGAUGUCAGAGAUUGUAACAAUUUAGCACAAAAGCCGAAUUUCAACAAAAUGGCACAUAAAUUUAAGAAACGCUUAGGAAAACUAGAUGCCAUCUGCGCAAAAUUGAAGUUGAACACAGUUCCAAAGGCUGCUGAAGACACUGAACUUUGGACAUUGCCUGUAACAAAUGUCUCUAACAACUCCAGUGUACCAAGCAACUCCAUUCUAAAUCAGGAAUUCAGUAACAUUAAUAACAAUGUAGUUGGAAAGAAAGACCUUAACACUUCACCAGAAUCUUUGAUUGAAAACGGUGAAAUUGCAUUAGAUUUUAGUUGUAACACUAAAAAAUCUAUUAGAGAAAACUCUGUUGAUAAUGAUGAGAAGGAUUUAACAGACGCUCCUGAGAAUAAUGAAAAGACCUCAGAUGACAAAACCUCUGUUGACCGUUCUAAUCCAACAGAGAAUGAGUCUAAAGCAGGUUCUAAUAAGAGAAAGAGAAAAUCUGCAGUGCCAAGAAGCAUAAGCCAGGUGAAAGACUUUUAUGAUGAAAAAGAUGAGAAAGACGAACUGGAAGAAUAUGAAAUCAAUAACCUGAACACUGAUUUUCCUCCUGAAGAAGAAAGUGAUCAUAAUCUAAGUGGUUCAGGACAAGAAUCCUUAAGUAGGUCGCUAUACAACGAUCGCAACUCGCUGGAGCUAAACCAAUCGAAAUCCUCCACAAUCUCGACACAGUCAAAAGAGUCAGAAAAGUCUAGGAAAGAGUCGUCCGAUCAACUUUCCAUUCCUUUAGAUCUCAGUCUGAACAGAAACAAGCCUAGUGUGGUUCAAAAUGACAAAAAAGAAGUGAUGACAGAGGAUGAAGACUUUACAGACUCUGAUGAUGAUAUUGAAGAUGAGGAAGACUUCUUUAAACCAGAUAAAAAAUUUGUUCAAAACAAAGAAAAACAAAAUCCAUCUUCAUCUCCAAGUAUCCCGUCACUUAGCUCUUCCACUUCCAGUCUUAACACAUCCUCUUUGGCAGACCCAUCAUUGCAUCUUAAGGACUUUGCAGAGAAUACGAUGAACGAAUUGAUCUCAAUGUAUUACGGGAGGCCAGGGGCUGUGGAUUCCGGGAAAUACAUCCCUCUCAAAAGUCUCAAGCACAUUCCACCAUAUUCCCAGGGCUCCCCCAGUAACGUGCACUCUCUUGGGUUAGCGAAAUCAGAGGGUGUGGCAUACUCUCAGAAUCAGCCCAUGAGCAGCGAAGAUGAUGAAUCACAUGACAACAUGACCACACCUGUGAAGGGCAUCUAUGCCAACUAUGUGAAGUCUUCCGGGCCUUCAACUUCCGGUAGAGGAGGAAAGUUGCAGAAUGACCGCUUUACCACUAGUUCGUCCUUCAUCAACGCUGUUUACAGCAAGACCCCUGGGACACCAAAUGUGGGGGGCCAGAUAUCACCGGCCCUACCCAACUACUCAAAGUACCUUAAAAGGUAUAACAGCGGGAUCGAGUGCGGUGGUUCCCACUGCAAGGAACUUGGGUACCGGGAACAUUACCACUGCAUCGACUGCUCCUUCCAGCAGGUGUUUGCUAAGAAGGAGGAGAUGGUCCGUCACUACAAGUGGCACCGUAAACGUGAGGAGUCCCUCCAGCAUGGCUUCUUGCGCUUCUCCCCCAUGGACAACUGCUCCAAGAAGUUUGGCCAGUGCACUCACAACAGCAAGCAGACGCACUACCAUUGCCUGCAGGCGGGUUGUGACAAGGUGUACAUUAGCACCUCGGAUGUUCAGAUGCAUGCAAACUAUCACCGCAAGGACUCUGCGAUAAUGUCAGAGGGUUUCCAAAGGUUCCGCGCCACUGAGGACUGUGGGACGCCUUCGUGCUCUUUCUACGGACAACGAACAACCCACUUUCACUGCCUGAGGCCUGACUGCAAGUUCACAUUCAAAAACAAGGCUGAUAUGGAGAAGCACAAGAGCUACCACCAAAAGGACGAGGUGCUGGGUAGGGACGGCUUCAAGAAGUUCAUGAAGUAUGAGCACUGCAUGUACACCAGCUGUCGCUACUCCAAACUCAGCAACCAUAUACACUGCAUUAGGCCUGGCUGUGACUAUGUUCUACACUCCACUGCCCAGCUCUACUCACACAAGCGCAAGCAUGAGAAGCGUGACUUUGAGAGCGCGUACAAGAAAUACCGUCACCACGGCUCCCUGGGCCCACAGACGCCCCUGUCUAACCUGUCCAUGUCAGACAUGGGCAACUCCUCUGCCAGCAGUGUGAACAGCAGUCCGGUAACACCCGCCGGUUUUGGUGGCAGCAGUGGGAUGAAGCGUCAGCUGGAGCUAGAUCAGUCUGAGCCUCUUGAGCUGAAGAGACGAAGGCAUGAGUCUGGAUCAGACGUGGAAAUGUCAGCUCCGUCGACGCCUAGCGGGAGAUCAACUCCCGGGGAUAAAAUCUGGCAAGCAAAGUUGCCUCGGUCUGAGUCUAUGGACGGUGAUGACACAAGCAAUAACGAGGAUUCUAGGGACUAUAGUUUCCUGGAGAGAAGACAUCUGGCCAAUAUGGAAGCUGAAAACCUCAGUCUCAGCAGUUCGCUGAAUUUGCCUAUUCCAAAACUUGGCGAUAUAAAGACUGGUUUGACGUCAUUGUCAUCAUUGCCACCAACAGCGUCUGUAGCUGUCUCGCAGAGUGCUACCACCAGUCUGCAUCUUGGCGCGUCUGUUGCAAGCCCUACACCGGACCAGCUUUUCAAGCCCAUGACCCCAGAGAAGGCGACCUCUUCCGGUAUGUUAAGUAACCCUCCAGGGGGUGGUUCCCUGAUGGCUAUGAAUCCUGGUACCCUGCUUACUGUGCCUUCCACCCACGCAGGGGCCUCGAUUGCCCUGCAGCCACCAAAAUCAGUGUACACUGAGAGAAGGGAGAAAGAUGACUCCUGGAAAACCUACCUAGUUAGGUACACUGCUAAUGACCCCUGCAAUCCGCGCUGUCAAUACUUAUACAAGGAUCAUUACCACUGCAAGAUCGAGGGCUGUCUCGUACUGUUUAAGUCCAAGGACGGAGUUCGAGAACACGCUAGGUUUCAUGAACUCCAGGACAGGAUAACUCCGAUCGCCUACCAGACGUAUGAGAGUGCUGUCCCUUGCCCAGAGAAGUGUCAGUAUAGUGAAAAGGAGAAGCACUUUCAUUGUAUAUGGACGGGAUGUAGUCACGUUAUACCUUAUAUUGGACCCACGUUUGGCCGUCUUGAGCACUACCGAAUACAUGAAUAUUCCCGAACGUCAGCCGGAAAGUCCUACAAUCGGGGCGGUUCCACAAAGCUGGGCAACAUCUUCGAUGACAACACUAUACGUCGUCGAGGGAGACCGCCAAAAUACCCCAAGAUAGAACUUCCGAAAAUCCCGAAAGUUGAACUCACUGAUGAAGAGAUACAACAAUCUCAGAUUACCCAGUCUGUAGAAAGUCCUGGAGACAUGAAAGUCCUUAAUGGUUUCCGGGUGUUCUCCCCAGAAGAUCCGUGCCCGGACGAUAAGUGCAUCUUUAUCGGUAAACUACACUACCACUGUGCUAGACCGCGCUGCAAUACUAUCACCGAUCGAGUCGACGUUCUUAAUUUGCACGCCAAAGACUUCCAUAGUUUCGUGAACAUUCUUGAAGGCUAUGAAUUCUUCGAUAGAUCUGUAAGCUGUCGCAGAUUCCACUGUCCAAACAACCAGACGAAUCGUCACUUUCACUGCACGCGUCCUAAAUGCGACUACUCCUUCAUUCGUCACAGCACCAUGAGUCAACACGAGAAGAAGCAUCUCGGCGCUCGGAGUUCGUCAAUUGAGGGUAUUGACUCGCAAAGGUCCCCUUCUAGAGCUUCUGUCACUCAGCCCAGCCUCGUAGCCAAUCAUCUUCAAGCUUCUCUGUCCAGUAUGAAGCCGUUGCUGUCCUCCCUCAUGCCUGUUGCCGGUCUAUCCGGGACAUCCAACAGAACCACGUUCAUCUCUCAGUCUGGGAACCAAAUACCAAGGCUGACACAGGAAUCUGUCAUUCUUCCAACUCCUCAAAACCUGGUUGCUAUGGCGAUAGCUUCCUCUUCCGUGGCUAUGGAAACAAGUCUAGUAAAGGGCACUGCUCCCUUAAGCGCUGUUCAGUCGUUGCCAUUGACUGCAAAUCAAACUUUUCCUGGGUUUCCCAACUCAUUAUUCACUUUGGAUGGAAUGUCAAUAGAUUUAAACAGUAUUGAAGCCAUUAGAAAGAAUGUUUUACUGAAUGUCUUGCUCAAGCCUGGUGGAAUGAACCAAAUUCCUCAGCCAAGCUGGAAUGAACUGAGGGCUAAAAUGCACUAUGGGCUGUCUCAGAUUUGCGGUAGACCUUUCUGCAAAUUGAAGAAAAAAGACCAUUAUCACUGCUCUGAAUGCGACCAGGCAUUUUCAGACCCAGCUAGGUUGCGGUCGCAUGUAGGAAAGCACGGAAUUAAAUUAAAUCGCGAUAUAACUGAGCACACACCCAUAGCUCCUAAACCUGCAAACCUCUCAUCUCAGUCCCAAUUAGCCCCAAUGUCAAAGCACUCUGUGCCUAGCAACACUGUUGAUAUGGAUUCACAGGAAGCCAAAUGUCUUUCUGAUGCAAACAUGGAAACAAAAGAUACAGAUGAUGAGGAUGCUGAUGAUGUGAAGUCGUCAUCACUUAAUCUCAAUCCGUCUAUGUUUUCACAGAUGAUAUUCAAAGCUCAGGGACAGAGUAAGAUGGGGUCAGACGAUGAAUUGAAUGGUGAAGAUGAUGAUUAUGAUGAAACGUCCCUGAAAAUUGAUACAGGAAGCGAAAUCGAUGACUCACAGGGGGAAACAAUUGAAAAAGAAAAUGAUAAAUCCAGUAGGUCAGGUAGAAAAAUAACAAGAACCAAGCAUGAAGACUUUAUAAACAGUGAUGACCUGAGUCUAGAUAAACCAAGACCACAGACUGCAUCUAAAAAUGGACAGAAAACAACACCUAGACCGCAGCAUGCAGCCACGGAAAGCAACAAAGUAGUUCCUACCGGCCCAAGAUCUAUGCGUGAUGACUCGAUACCAGACGGUUACUCAAGGUGGCGCUACAAUGAAGAAUGCAAGUAUCCAAAGUGCGCAUACAAGCACAGCGUGACACAUUUCCACUGCAUUCGCGAGGACUGCGGCUACGGGUUCAGCGACCGGUCGCGACUCAUUCAGCACACGCUGCGUCACGAGCGUAUCGACAGUAUCACCGGGGGAGAGCUGCAACAGUUCAGGAUCAAUCAGGACUGCGAGAUCGCAGAGUGCGAGCACAAACUGAAGAUGUCGCACUUCCACUGCAAACGAUGCAACUAUUGCUGUACUGACUCCAGCAAGGUCCUCACACAUCGAAAGCAGCAUGCCAAGGCGGACAAGAUUAUUGGGCAGGGUUUCGAUAAGUGCUCACAGGCGGAGGAUUGUCAGGUGACUGGUUGUCCCUACUUGGGUAAACAGAGUCACUUCCACUGUAAGCUUGCAACCUGUAAAUUGCCGGUUCUCGGGCCUACACAGAUGUCCGCUCAUAGGCACCGGCACACAAAUGAUGGUGAUGUUGAUGGUUAAUUGUGUUUGUGAUUGUGAUGUUUAUAUUUUAGAUGGUGUUGUAUGAUGAUUGUUAUAAUGCAGAAGAUGUCAUUAGAAGAUUCUGAAAGGCAUGGUCUAUUGUUAUGAAGGGGAUUAAAAAUGAAGUUUAGCGUCAAUGAUUGUCAAGUUUGUGGUAAAUUAUUUUAAAGAUUGGGGUCAAUCAUUGUCAAGUUUGGCUUCAAUGAUUGUGAUGUGCACCAGCUAUGAUGAUGAAAAAGUUUAGUCAGUAUGAAAUUCAUGACAAAUGAAGCAAAAGUUGAUAGUAAAUGUUGAAAUAGUUUAUGGAUAAUGAUGAAAUAGUUAUGAUUAAUGUGCUAGAAGUGUUGACUGUCAAGUCUUUCUGUAGGAAAAUCUUGCAGUAAAACAAUAAACCCAACCAGGGCGUUGUGGGUAGUUUGUGUAAGAUUUAUGUUGCAAAUAUUUGUAAACACAAUUCUUUUAAUGAUGGAUUAUGUUCAGUUCAAACUUAAUUCCACAUUGUUUCACAACUUUGCUGUUCUAACAUUGCACAUUGAUGUUUAUCAUUAAGAUUUGUUUUUUUAAUAUGUAGUCAUUUUUUUCCAAAUUGUUUUAACAAAUUCUUUGGCGAAUAUGUUCUUUUUCUUAAUCUGCUUUGUUCAUCGAAACAUUGUUAUUAUAAAUAUUCAAAAGUAAAUAUAUUUUCACUUAUUGUGUCUAAUUGUGUGCAUAAUAAACAAUAGAAAAGAUUUUAUAAAAAUUGAGUGAUAAAGAAUCAAUAUUGUUACAUGUAUGGUUCCAUGUAUCGUUUGUCUCAAAUGUUGAGAUCUAAAAUGUAACGUAAAUGCAUAUUUUUACACGCACACACACUUACAAACAAAUGUUUAGUAGAUAUACCAUUUGGGGUUUAAUUCUAUACUUUGUGAUAAAUAUAAAGUGCUGCUGUGUUUGUUAUAUCACUGCUGAGUUUAUCAUUUUCGUUGAUGUUUGUGUAUUCCAAGAACUGCUGAAACGAGAUCAGUAUGGACUUUUCAUAUCCCAUUUUAGUCAUUUUCAAAGCUAACAUGCUAAUGGCUGAUUUUUCUGUACACAAACUUAAAUCAUAUCAUUGUUGAGUCACACAUAAGGACACUCCACAUCAGUGUGUACUUUUAUUUACUGUGUAAAUAAAAAAAUUGUGGAAUGUUUCUUAAAUAAAAAAAUGCUUGUUUCCAUGUACUCAGAAUUACGAAUGUUUGGUUAGAUUAGCUGAAAAUAUUCUGUGUAUUUGUAUAAAUUGUGUGUCAUUGGGGAAAAUUAUCAUGCAUAGAUGUAUAUUUUAAUGUUAAACGAUUGUUUUGUUGUUUAAUUUAAAAUACUUCACAUUCCGAAAACUGCAACAUCUCAAAAGACAUUUCAUGAAUUGUUUACAUUCCAUUGUACGAUGACAAUAACUGUUGUUUUAACUUGAGCAUAAACAAGAAUAACAUGUUUCGUAGAAUACUGUUGACACUCAAGUGUGUGUUAUAAAAAUGAUAUACAUGUACAUAGAAAUGCAAGAGGCCUAGACCAUAUUUUCAUAAGAAAUUCAGACAGGUCACAUUAUUUGUGGCAGAACAUGUUUUAUCAGACUUCUGCACCUUUUGUAAAUAUAAAUGUAUAUUGUUGUAAAACAUACAUAUUAUCAUGAUAUGUUUAUUACAAAUUAUGCAAAUUAUGCAGAUGUUAUCUCAUACAAAACAUUCCACUUUGUAUUACAAAAUAGUUAUUUUUGUGUGUGCUAUUAAAUGUUUAUUAUGAAUAUAUUGUAUGAAGAUGUUGUAAAGUGUUACAAACACUUAAACUUUAACCAAUGAAAAAAUGCACAAAAAGUGAUAUCAUUAAUUUAGCUUAGUUAUGAAAUUAUUUAUUUUAAUAUGUGUUGUUUUGUUUUGUUCUCAGACAUGUUAUCUCUAAAUUAUUUGAAAAAUCUAUGGGUACUGAUUCAUCUUUUCUUAUUAAAGGAA
Messenger RNA from Dreissena polymorpha, 7758 nucleotides. RefSeq names its product zinc finger protein castor homolog 1-like. Gene Ontology annotation, molecular function: RNA polymerase II transcription regulatory region sequence-specific DNA binding; DNA-binding transcription factor activity, RNA polymerase II-specific. The coding region runs from base 311 to 5794 and encodes 1827 amino acids. The transcript has 12 exons. Gene Ontology annotation, cellular component: nucleus. Lineage: Eukaryota; Metazoa; Mollusca; Bivalvia; Myida; Dreissenidae. Gene Ontology annotation, biological process: regulation of neuron differentiation; positive regulation of transcription by RNA polymerase II. The record is from RefSeq and is a predicted model, not a curated record.